Molecule: messenger RNA, 4656 nt
Organism: Polistes canadensis
Lineage: Eukaryota; Metazoa; Arthropoda; Insecta; Hymenoptera; Vespidae
Product: ATP-binding cassette sub-family G member 1
Exons: 14
Coding region: 1767-3893 (708 amino acids)
Cellular component (GO): plasma membrane
Molecular function (GO): ABC-type transporter activity; ATP binding; ATP hydrolysis activity
Source: RefSeq, a predicted model, not a curated record
ACAAUCUCCUAUAUGUCUGUACAAUCUCAAUUUUUUAAGAACAAUUUUACAAAUGUUACCAAGUGUGAAAUAUGUUCUAUAAAAUUUAUUAACAAACAAACAAAAAUAAUUUCCCAACCGAGUAUUGAUAACAAACUGAAAGUUUAGUUCAAUUUUCUACCGUUAGUAGAAGAGACGCACUUGGAACUUGGUCAGUCAUCUUGUCAUACGCCAUGUUUAUUUUCCUCGUAUUAUUCGUGACGAUAAAGUGAAUUGAUACACGUAAUUAAUUAUAUAUCAAUAUUUAAUCAUAGUUUCUUAACUGUAAUAUAUUAUUAAAAUAGUGAAAUAAAUAGUGAAAAAAGAAGAAACCAAGAACGUCGAAUAAAACAACUACAAUUGUUUAAUUAUUCAACAAUUCCAAGAAGAGGGAGAAGAUCAAUGACUAAGUAAUCGAUUUAUCGAAAUUUAUUACAUCGAAAUAUUUCUCGCUGUCAAUUAUUAUUAAAGCAUACAAAUUAUUAGAAGAAAAAAAAAGAUAAUAAGUAAUAAGACCAAAAGAUAUGCAUAUUAAAAUGUAUAUAGAAAAAAAAUGAUGAUAAAGAAAAAAUAUAUAAAGUUAACUAUCGAAAGUAUUCGAUCUCAUUAUUGUCGACCAAUCAGACGGCAACUCUAACGAGCCGAGUUACAGUGGCACGAAUAAUUGAACGUUGUCUUUUGCGAUUAGAAAGGAAACACGUAAUUAAAAUGAAAAGACUUCAAAGUGGGAGAGGAAAAAUAAUCAGUGCUUGGUGAACAUUCAACGAUGUUUGCCACGUUUCUUUGUCAUUUCCAAUCGUUAUAAAUAAAUUAACAUAAAAUUUUACAAGACCUAUUAAACGGAUUAAGUUUUAUAUGGUGUUUCUCUUUUUUUUUUUUUCAAAUUUUCUUUAUACUUUUCUUUACAAAUGAUUUAAUUAAAAAAUUAAAUAUAUAUAAAUUAAUAAUUGAAAACGUUUAAUUUCAAACACAACGAGAACUCGAACAGUAUUACACAUUAAUUGAUACGAUAAUGCAUCCAGGAUAGUUUAAAAUUAACAACCUUGAGAGACUUUAUUGCUUUGCUGUUUUUUGUUGUACUUUUAAUCACUGAAGCAAAUAUAGUAAAACUCCAAAAAUUGGAUCAUCGAAUAAGAGAGAAACAUAAACAAUUAGGAUGGUGAAUAAAGAGAAACGCGAUGUGCAAAACAACUACUACAGAAAUAACAAAAUAGAUAGACUAUUGUGUCAUUGACGAUUGGAAAAAAAAUAUAGUGAUUUAUUCUUCUAUUAGAAAAUUUCUCUGAAAAGAGAGAGUGGUUUGAAAGUGUUCGCCAUUCUUCUUUGGUGUAAGAAGUCUGUGGGGAAGGGGACGGAAGAAAAAAAAGGAGAUUCGUUCUUUUGGUGUGUAUAUGUGUGUGUGUAUAUAUAUGUGCGUAUGUACAUGGUGCGUGCCUUACUGAGUUGAGUUGUUUCGAAAAUUUGCCGAUAAGAGAGUGGUGAAAAAAAAAAUUGAUAAAUCGAAAAUUGGUCGUCAAGUGAGUGGUGAAACGAAACAAAAGGAAAGAUACUGCUUGAUUCUUCAAUAAAUAAUCUUGUGGGAAAUAAAAAAAAGAAUAAAAAAAAAAAAAGAAAUAGAGUGAAGAAAAUUGUUUAUUAUCGCUCCUUGUUGUGAGUUAGUGCGUGCGUGUAACGUGUAACGGAAAACAAAAAAGACAAUUAUUUAUCAAAUAAGAUAUAUAAGAAAAAGAACAGAAAAAUAAAUUACCAUGAAGCUCGAGGGCAACUGUUCCAAGGAUGACGAUUCCUCCAAUGGGAUAUUACUACAUUCGAGAAAAAGUUCUACCGUACGAUUGCAAAUCGUGCCAUCCCAACCAAAAACUAUUACGCAUUUACCUAAAAGACCACCGGUUAAUUUGGCUUUCUCCAAUCUUGUUUACAAAGUUCAAGAGGGACAAAAAAAUAAUAUAAAAACAAUAUUAAAUUCAGUAAGCGGAAGGUUACGUUCUAGCGAAUUGACAGCCAUCAUGGGACCAUCCGGUGCUGGAAAGUCAACUCUGUUAAAUAUACUCACUGGAUAUAAAUCGACAGGAGUAGAAGGAAGUAUAACGAUGAAUGGACACGAAAGGAAUCUAAGUGCCUUCAGAAAACUCUCUUGCUACAUCAUGCAAGAUAAUCAGUUGCAUGCCAAUUUAACUGUCGCAGAAGCUAUGAAGGUUGCUACAAAUCUUAAACUUGAAAAACAUAUUCCAAAGGAUGAAAAGGAAGAAGUGAUACAAGAAAUAUUGGAGACUCUCGGCUUGUCUGAACACAGAAAUACGAUGACUUCAAAUUUAAGCGGGGGCCAGAAAAAAAGGCUUUCAAUUGCACUUGAACUCGUUAACAAUCCACCUAUAAUGUUCUUUGAUGAGCCUACUAGUGGAUUGGAUUCGUCAUCUUGCUUCCAAUGUAUAUCCUUGUUGAAGACACUAGCACGUGGUGGGAGAACAAUCAUAUGUACGAUUCAUCAGCCCAGUGCUAGAUUAUUUGAAAUGUUCGAUGCGUUGUAUACCUUGGCCGAAGGACAAUGCGUUUAUCAAGGAUCUAGUUCUCAAUUGGUACCUUUUUUAAGAACAAUUGGUUUAAAUUGUCCAAGUUAUCACAACCCAGCUUCAUUCAUAAUCGAAGUUGCUUGCGGAGAGUACGGGGAUAAUAUAAAGAAAUUGGUGAACGCAAUUAAAAAUGGACAACACGAUAUACGCGAAGGACAUACUUUUACUGAAUUAAAAAGUGAAACUUUGAAUAAUGGUACAGCUAACUCGAAUAUUGAUAAAGACAUUGAAACAAUUGGUAAUUCAAGAGAAGUUAAAAAUAAAAAUGAUGUCAGUAAUAUUGAAGAAAAAUUUACUGGUAAUGUACAAAUAAAGGAAGUUACAAACGGUGGAAUUAUUCCCAGUUAUGCAACCAACGAUAUCGUUAAACAAGCUGCCGAAGUUACAAUACCUAUUUCUAAUGAAAAAGACAACGUCAACACAGCACUUCUCGAUGACACAAUUGUCGUAACACCUAAAAGAUAUCCUAUUUCGGAAUUCUUACAAUUUUGGAUCGUAUUGAAGAGGGCAUUACUUUUCAGUCGAAGAGAUUGGACUCUGAUGUAUCUUCGUCUAUUUGCUCAUAUCUUGGUAGGUUUUCUGAUAAGUGCCCUUUAUUAUGAUAUUGGUAAUGAUGGCGCUAAAGUACUCAGCAAUCUUGGCUUUUUAUUCUUCAACAUGUUGUUCCUCAUGUACACAUCCAUGACCAUUACAAUUUUAUCUUUCCCGUUAGAACUGCCAGUACUUCUAAAAGAAAAUUUUAACAGAUGGUACUCACUAAAGGCUUAUUAUUUGGCCAUCACUGUGUCGGACAUACCUUUUCAGGCAAUCUUCUGCAUAAUCUACGUGACAAUCGUUUAUUUCCUAACAGGUCAACCAGCCGAUGUGACGAGAUUUAGCAUGUUCCUAAGUGCCUGCCUGUUAAUAUCAUUUGUCGCACAAUCGGUUGGCCUUGUAGUUGGGGCUGCCAUGAACGUACAAAAUGGUGUAUUUUUAGCACCAGUAAUGUCAGUACCGUUCCUCCUAUUCUCAGGAUUUUUCGUCAGUUUCGACGCCAUUCCUGUUUAUCUCAGAUGGAUAACUUAUCUUAGCUACAUCAGAUAUGGUUUUGAAGGAACUGCAUUGGCUACAUAUUCAUUCGCAAGAGAAAAACUUAAAUGCUUCCAGGUAUACUGCCACUUUAAAAAUCCAGAAACGACAUUGGAGGAGCUCGACAUGCUCGAUGCAGAUUUCACUUUAGACAUUCUAGCUCUACUUUUGAUAUUCGUUAUUUUAAGAAUCGCAGCGUAUAUAUUUCUCCGUUGGAAAUUAAAGACUGCACGAUAAUGGAUUAAUAACAUUUAAUUCGGUACGAUUGUUUUUGUUUUUCUUUUUAAUUUUGUCUAAUUCACGAUCUCGACGACGAAAAGUAGAAAAAGUAAGAGAGAAAAAAAGGAUAGGAAUUAAUUCUAUAAAAAGGGAUAGAUAUAUAUAGUGAUCUAAUUUUAAACGGUGCUAUCGAAUAUUUUUUCAUACUCUUUAACAAGUAACAAAUUAAAGAUCUUUUGUUUUGCUUGCCAAUACACUUUUCAUCAUUUUAGAAACGCGAAAGAUAUUUGUUACUAAAAGAUAUGUCAUGAAAAUGAAAUGAAGACAAAUUUAACGAACGGAAAUCUUUAACCGUUUGAUCGCAAAUCCGCAAUAAAUAAAGUAUCUAAUUGGCUAAAAAUUGUUCAAAUAUACGACAAAUUUUGUUACAUAAUUUUAGACUAACAAGCUAAUCCUUUUUCUGAAUUCCAAACGGUUAAAUCUUCCGAAUAAUUCGAUUUCCAAAUUUUCAAUGCGAAAAUUCGUUGCCUGUUUUUUUCUGCGUCUCUUAUUACAUCUUACGAAAAAAUCUAAUCUAUAAAAUAAUUUAUUUAUCUUUAGUUUCUAAUUACUGUAAACGACGACAGUUGAUUAUAAAUCAUGUGCUUUUCUUAUUCAGGGUACUCUAUAUUUUUAUCUAAAUUCUUUAUCAUUAUUUACAAUUACUAUUGUUAUUAUUAUUAUUGUGAUUAUUGUUACUAUAUUAUUAAUAAUAUUAUGAUCAUUAGUAAUACUAAAACUA